This is a messenger RNA of Schistocerca nitens (vagrant locust), 724 nucleotides long. RefSeq names its product aromatic-L-amino-acid decarboxylase-like. Gene Ontology annotation, molecular function: carboxy-lyase activity; pyridoxal phosphate binding. Gene Ontology annotation, biological process: amino acid metabolic process. NCBI's taxonomy places the organism in Eukaryota, Metazoa, Arthropoda, Insecta, Orthoptera, Acrididae. Bases 104 to 724 code for a protein of 206 amino acids. The record is from RefSeq and is a predicted model, not a curated record. The transcript has 6 exons.
UUAUAUACUAAAAAUCAAUGCAAGUUAAAUAAACACAGUACAAAAUUUUGGAGUGAUGCCAUUUAUGUCAAAAUCUUGGAAGUAGCAACAGAAUCAGUUCAAUAUGCAACGCGUUAGUGGCAGGAGACUUAGGAAGGCCUAUACUGAUGAAGAUGGAAUGGCCAUUGAGGAGUUCAGAGAAUGUGGUGAACAGAUAAUUGACUUAAUACGUGAUUAUAUAGAGCAUAUCAACUUACUGAAAGCACGAUCAGACAAAAAGCCUUUCUACCUUCAGCCACUUAUGCCAGACCAUGCUCCUGAGAAACCAGACGAUUGGGAUUCAAUAAUGUCAGAUUUUGAAGAUCAUAUAUUGCCUGGUGUGAACCAUGUAAACCAUCCAUGUUGUUUCUCUUAUACUCCUGCAGCAAAUUCAUAUCCUGCAAUUCUUGGUGACAUGUUAUCCAGUUCCAUAGCAUGCCAUAAUUUUUCAUGGUUUUCAAGUCCAGCCGCCACUGAAUUGGAGAUGGUAGCUUUGGAUUGGUAUGCUAAAGCAAUAAAUCUACCAAAAACAUUCUUUCAUUCAUUUACAAGGAGCAAAGGUGGAGGAUGUAUUCAGAUGUGUCUCCUAUUACCCGGAAGGCAUAGCCUUGAGACACACUUUUGCUUUCUUCACAGCUUCUACAGUAUAUAUACCUGCCAUAAAGUUCUGAUUUCAGACAAAGAAUUUGAAAAACAAAUAAAUUAG